Messenger RNA from Neogale vison (American mink), 4267 nucleotides. RefSeq names its product thyroid receptor-interacting protein 11-like. Gene Ontology annotation, cellular component: Golgi apparatus. The transcript is spliced from 2 exons. Gene Ontology annotation, molecular function: small GTPase binding. The coding region runs from base 2418 to 3785 and encodes 455 amino acids. The record is from RefSeq and is a predicted model, not a curated record. NCBI's taxonomy places the organism in Eukaryota, Metazoa, Chordata, Mammalia, Carnivora, Mustelidae. Gene Ontology annotation, biological process: endoplasmic reticulum to Golgi vesicle-mediated transport; Golgi organization.
CUAGCUGGUUGGAUGCCUGUGACUGUACAUGUGCUGGGGAAAGGGACUUUCCCUGGGGACGCCAUGGAUUUCGCUGAUGUCAUCUCCACCCAGACACAGAUCAAUAGACGCCUCCCUGAGACAGAAACACUGGAGGCUGAAGUGACUCACUGGAAGAGGUUGUGCUGGUGUUUCACCCAGGGACCAAAUACCAUCGACCCAGAAACAGUCUGGAAACUGGAGCCACACCAGAGACCUAGAGCAGCGGCAGAUGCAGGAGAUGGACAAACAUCAGCUGGAAGUGGCCGUGUUGCAAAACACCCACCGGCAGAAGCUAGCAGACCUCACUGACGGGCACCGCAAACAACUAAUGGACUAUCGACGACAGGUGGAAGACCUGCAAAACCAAGACUCUGCCGGGAACGUGAAAGAUGACCUUCUUCAGGAAAGGGAAAUGGAGCUCAGAAGGUUGAAGCAACAACUUACACAAAUGCAGCGGCUGAACGACAGUUUGAACAACCUUGCUUCAGAUCUCCGAGCAGGAAAGCAAAAGUUGGUCUGGGAGCUCCAAGAUGUAAGACGUCAGCUGGAGGAAUCUGUUCUGCACGAGGAUUCUCUGGAAAACAACAUUGCUAUGAGGGCUUUAAAAAUAGAGAAAGGGCAGUUAGUGGCAAAAUUGUGUCUAGCUGAAAAGAAGCUGUUGGAAGAGACAAACAAGUCUGAGCAAAGUCUCAAAGAGUGGUCACUGGUAGAGCAUGUGCAUUUCAUUCAACCCGGUCAAGAGAAAGACCUGGAAAUACGUCCAUCGAGCAGAUGGACGCCGACCAUCACGAAAUGAAGGAACUGCUGUCCUUUGCUUUGGAGGAGCAGAAGCAAUUGACAUAAUGGGUCAGAGAGCAAGAUGUGUACACUGAAGAGCUUAGAGAAAGGCCAGAGCUUCAGGAGGAAUUUGGUAAGUUGACCGAAACCUUAAGAAGCAGUGACAUUUUACAGCAAUCCAUGGAGGACAAAGACAUGCAUCUCCUAUCCAUGACAGAAGAACAUCCUCAUGUGAACAGAGACCUAGAGCGCCUAACACAACAGAGUCGCGCUGUCCCUCUGGUUGACCCUAAAAUCCUAGAGGAGAUUGUAGAACUAGAGUGUGAGGUAUUUCAGCUCAACGAGUUAAAAGAUGAUCUGGAGGAGGAAAUAAAAGAACAACAGAAGAUCAUUCACAACCAGCAGCAGGGGAAGAGAGCACUGCUUCAGUCUUUACAGGAGCAGAAGGAGAAAGUGGACCAUCUUCAACACUGGCAGGAGGAGAUGAACACUGAACACGCUCAGCUCCUUGCAGCGAAGACGAGGCGAUUUGGAAUUUGCAAGUCAUGCUACAAGAGAUGAAAGCCCAGUUGCCCAACAAAAGUACGCAAAUUCCAAGAGAACCCUGUGAGGAUGAGGAAGUGUGAGCAAGCCAGCCUCUUCCCAGAGAGAACGGAAGUGAAGAGCGUGAUCCAUCUAAAGCCAAAAUUCAAAGAUUAGUCCAAGGAAUUAAAGAACAGGAACCGGAGAUGAAGCUUCUCACUGAACAGAACAUCCGACUGACCCAGCAGAUGGAUUGGCUCUCCAAAGAGGAGAUCGUGAAACUCACUUGGAUUAUCCAGCAAAAGGAUGUGGAGAUUCAGGGUCUUUCCAGCAGCAUCCCUGCGGCUUCUCACAGCCAGAACGGGCAUGUGGAACAACUUCAGUGGCAAUUGCAAGAGUGUGCUUUAAAAAGCGAACAGGUGUUGGUCGUCCUAAAUGAGAAGACGAGGGAGAAGAGCAAUCUGAAAAGGGACUAUCACGAAAUGACCGAUGGACCUGCUGCCAAAGAAGCAGACGUCCAGAGGAUGGAAGAGGAAAAUAAAAAAUGGUCCAUGAGAAUUGAAAGCAGCAGCCAGGAGGUGUUUAGAGAAAUGAUUCAGAAUUUGUCUCACAUUAUUCAAGAAAAAGACCUGGAAGUGGAUGCGUUAAGUCAGAUAUGCCAGACUUUAUUGAGGAUCCUGCAAACACCCAGCCCUGGUCAUGAGGUUCGAGGAGUUCGUAUCAAUCAGUUCCAGCAGCUUCUACAGGAAUGGGACACGUUAACACAGCGAGUAAAGAUCAUGGAAGAGUGGAAAGAGCAGCUGCUGACCACGGUCCAAAAUCUGAAGUGUGAGUCACCCCAGCUUCAGAGAGAUCUGCGACAACUCCAGGCGUGGGCUUGCACCAACAGCGAGAAGGUUUUGAAACUCCAGACGACCUCUCUUGACCAGAUCCAAACUUACCAAGGACAUGAAAUAAACUUACAACAGCUAGAGAAGGAACUGGCACAACUUCAGCUUCGCAUCAGGGAGUUUUGCCAAGGACCUCCUUUUAGGGAACCUUGAUGUGAUUUUCCUCCAGCCCUCCAGUGCUCCGCAGGUCCGCCAACUCUGAAGGCCAUGAAGUCUGACCUAGUGAGUGAGUCUUCUCAGGUGCUCCAAGAGGAGGUAGAAGAGCUCAGAAAAUCAGGGCAAGGAAAAGAUACAAUGAUUCGAACCCUCCAGGAAGAUCAGCAGAGAUGGAUUGCUUCGGGGACUGCCACCGGGGAAAGAGAAGGCAAACCACAGGAACACAGAGAUUCCAAUUCCCACACGGAGCAGCAGAAGGAGAAACCGGCCGUUCUACAAAACUCCCUUCGGGCUCAGGAGCUCCGAAUCCAAGCGGAAAGUGAGGAGCUCCUUUCUUUACAGGAGCAGCUCAGUGGCCAGCUGAGUGAGAACGAGCUGCUGAGGCAGGCAGUCACCAAUCUGAAGGAGAGGAUAGCAGAUCUCGAAGUGGACGUGUGUCGGCUGAAAGAGGAAAACGCAAAGAUCGUGGAACGAUCUAGAGAAAAGGACAUGGAAAACCAGGCGUUGCAAGAGACAAAUCGGCUGCUUUCAGUGACGCAGAGAGAGGCGGCAUCCCAGCAUGCUGCGAUGAGAGAGAAGGCACUGGCCCUGGAGCAACUGUUGCAAGAGAGAGAAGAGGGCGAGACCGGGGAAUUGAACCGGCUCGUCGACGCCGUUCGGUCAAUGCAGGACAAGGCAGCUGUGUGUCAACGGGAGAGAGAGGACGCCGUGUCGGCACUGACACAGAAAGAAACGGAAACCUGCGCCCUCCAGAAGGAGGUUCACCGGUUACGAGAGAGAGAACGGCGCCUCACCCAGGAGCUGGAGAGAGGGCGGCACCUCGCUGCAGAAGCCCAAGAUUCUCGUCGCCGGCAAGCUUUGGCCUCCGAGGACCAAGUGGCUCAGCUAAGAGAGGAAGUGACGGUCUUGCAGGGAAAACUCGCUUUGUCUUCCGCUGCCAUGGAAAAGGCCGGCCACGGAGCCCGUCUGCAGGCAGAGUCGCUGCGGGCGCAGUUGCACGUGGUCACCCAGCAGAAGGAGGAAGCUGUGCUCCGGCUCGCCGCCUCCCAGGAAGAGGGAAGGCGCUGCCAUCAAACACUAGCGAGCCUGAAGCUGGAACUGGCCGAACGGAUGGAAGAGGCAGACGCCCUAGAAGGAAAACUGAAGUCCUUACAGGGACGUUUGCAUCAAACAAAUGCCGACUUGGAGGUGAAGGAGGACCAACUCCAAGAGCUCAAGAAACAGAAUGAGGUCCAGCAGGAAAUGCUGGAGGACACACAGAAGAAACUGAUGACCUUUGUCAGUCAGUCCGAAGGAACGGUGGACAAAACCCUCCUAAGGAGACUCUUCGUGGGAUCGUUCCAGGCAGCUGAUGCGGAACGGCAGGAAGCGUUGAGGUUGAUGGCAAGCACGCUGGGGAUCCGAGAAGACCAGCUGUGACUGCACAGUCAAGAGCCCAUGGGUGUUCCAAGCGGGGUGACUGGGGGGCCUGGAUCCAAAAGCGCCCCAUUAUACCUUGGAAAGGAUCCACUCAUAUUUCCUUAAGGACCUUACUCCAUUGAUUUUCCAUUCUGCUGUAUCUUCAGCCUGCCAAAUAUGGUAAUUCCUUCCCUGACUUCCUGUUGUCAAUUUUCUGAUUCACCCACUCCUGUCUCCAACUGGUGUAGUAGACUCCCUACCGAUCUUGCUGGUUCCACCCUUGGCCUCCCUUGAAUGCGUUCUGCUGUCAGGGUGAACUGAAAUAACAAUGUGAUGUUCCUUCCCUGCUGUAAAUAUUGGAGGGUUCCCCCACUGCCUGGAGUUUGAGCUUUAAGAGACCAUGCAAGCCCUUGCCUUCGCGGCCUUCCUUCCUCUUCAUCAGUCACAUAAAGACUGCCAUUUAGCCCCAGGUGAAUUCUUGCAAGCCCCAAAUAGAUUAUUAU